Messenger RNA from Ceratotherium simum simum (southern white rhinoceros), 681 nucleotides. NCBI's taxonomy places the organism in Eukaryota, Metazoa, Chordata, Mammalia, Perissodactyla, Rhinocerotidae. The record is from RefSeq and is a predicted model, not a curated record.
AUGCCGGGAAAAAGAAUUGCAGUGAUUGGUGCUGGUGUCAGUGGCUUAGGUGCCAUUAAGGUCUGUCUGGAGGAGGGACUGGAGCCCACCCACUUUGAAGGAAGUGAUGACAUUGGAGGAGUGUGGAGAUAUGAGGAGAAGGCUAAGACUGACAGGCCAAGUAUCUAUAAAUCUGUCAUCAGCAACAGUUCAAAGGAGAUGACAGCCUACAGUGAUUAUCCUUCCCCUGAUCAUUUUCCCAACUACUUGCCCAAUUCCAAAAUCAUGGAGUACCUCAGGAUGUACGUCCAACACUUUGGCCUUAUGAAGCACAUCCACUUUCUGUCGAAGGUGUGCAGUGUGAGGAAGCGCUCCAACUUCUCUUGCACAGGACAGUGGGACGUUGUGGUCGAGGCUGAAGGGAAGCAGAAAUGCUAUGUCUUUGAUGGCGUUAUGGUGUGUAGUGGCCUUUGUACAGAUCCCUUCUUGCCACUUCAUAACUUUCCAGCUUUCAGGUUCGUGGCAGAAAGUUUAGGACUAGAAUUUCUCGUCUUAAAAACUGGCAGGACACUUGAAAAGAUUAAGAUUCCAGAAACUGAGAACAAGCCAUGGCUAGAGCAUGAGCGCCCUUCUAAGGAGGUCAGUGUCACUUUGCUGGCCAUCUACAGUGCGAUGCUGGAGGAGCAGAAUGUGACUGUCUGA